Messenger RNA from Lactuca saligna, 558 nucleotides. Lineage: Eukaryota; Viridiplantae; Streptophyta; Magnoliopsida; Asterales; Asteraceae. The record is from the annotation of a GenBank genome assembly.
AUGGUUUCGGUCCGAUUCCGGUUCUGGUCCGGGUUUCCAGUUCUAAAUCUCAUCUCUACUGAGGAUCGUCAUGAGGUCCCAUUGCAGUUAGUAGGAGACCCAUACUUCCCAGAGAGCUUACCGAUGGCCCCAACUGACCUCUCAGAGGAGGAGGAUCCUUCGAAGGAUGAAGAGGAAGACGAUCCAGAGGAAGUCGAAGAGUCCGAGGACAAGAUCAUACUACAUGAUCCACAAGAGGAGAUGGACGAUGACGGUCUAGUAGAGGAUGAGGAAAGCCUAACUGGUGAGGAAUCCACCCCUCAUACUCCAGCAUCCUCUCCAUAUAGGCCAUACUAUCAACCAUACUUCCAUCAUGGAAGGAGUUCUCUAUUGAUGAGGACUCCAAGGAUGCUCCACCAUGUGUACAACUCAGGGAUGAUGACCCAUGACAACAUAUUAGAUGAUAAAGUCCAGUCUUUGGACGAGCACUCUAGAGCUACAUGCACUACCUAUAGGGUGCUUGAGAAGAGAGUUGGAAGACACGAACAUGAUGGGAAGGAUGAAAUAGUAGCCAUCUAG